UAUAGUUUAGUAUAUUACUGUAGAGAGAAGCAGUACAGUUAACGUGUCUGGCGGCAAUAGCAAUAUUGUCUUUCCCAAACACACAAAUUGGUUGCUUAUCAUUUUUUCAUUUCACUCUCUUCCCAAAUAUCACAACAUUCUUCUACUAAUCAUUCUCUCUUUCUCAUACUCAGUGGCAAUAUUGUAAUAAUGGAAAGAAAACAAGGGUUCUUUUCUGCGCUCAAAGACGAAGUCGUUAGAGGACUCUCACCGGCGAGGUCACGUGCCAAAAGUCCCGCGAGAACUCCUUCUCCGAUGUCAGGACUUCUCCGGCGACGGAGAAAGCAUCAAGGUAUUCCGCCUGAGUUGUUCAUGACGAGAUCGGGAAGUUUGAGACCGGUGGAAGCACUUUCGCCGUUGAAGGAAGGUCCCGAUGGAACCACCGACGGUGAUGAUUUUAACAGAGGUGAAGGAAAAUGGGGUCAUUGGAUGAAAGGACAGUUAGCUAGAGCACCUUCGGUUUCUUCUUCUUCUUCUUCUUCAUCGUCAUCUUCUUCAGCUUCGGCAUGCAAAAAAUCCGAUCUGAGAUUGCUUCUUGGUGUGUUGGGUGCACCUCUUGCUCCUGUUCAUGUUUGUACCACUGAUCCUUUUCCUCAUCUAAGCAUCAAAGAUAUCCCCAUUGAAACUUCUUCUGCUCAGUACAUACUGCAGCAGUACAUUGCAGCUUCGGGUGGUUCUAAGCUUCAAAAUUCCAUUAACAAUGCUUAUGCCAUGGGAAAAGUGAGGAUGAUUGCCUCCGAGUUUGAGACAGCCAACAAAGUCACGCGUAACCGGAAUUCCUCAAAAGCUGCUGAGUCUGGUGGAUUUGUCUUGUGGCAGAUGAAUCCGGACAUGUGGUACGUGGAGCUUGCUCUUGGUGGCAGUAAGGUUCAUGCCGGUUGCAAUGGGAAGCUUGUGUGGCGGCACACGCCUUGGCUUGGUGCACAUGCCGCAAAAGGGCCAGUUAGGCCUCUUCGACGUGCGCUUCAGGGUCUUGAUCCAAGAACAACGGCUAGCAUGUUUAUCAAUGCAAGAUGCAUUGGGGAGAAGAAGAUAAACGAAGAGGAUUGUUUUAUCCUCAAGCUUUGUGCAGAUCCGUCGACAUUAAAAGCCAGGAGUGAAGGUCCAGCAGAAAUCAUACGGCAUGUUUUGUUUGGGUACUUUAGUCAGAAAACAGGACUUCUUGUUCACUUAGAAGAUUCCCAUUUGACCCGCAUUCAGAACAACGGAGGCGAUGCAGUUUAUUGGGAGACCACUAUAAAUUCAUUUCUAGACGACUACAGGCCCGUCGAAGGGAUUAUGAUCGCACACUCAGGUCGAUCGGUAGUGACACUUUUCAGGUUUGGGGAAACAGCAAUGAGCCACACUAAAACCAGGAUGGAAGAAGCAUGGACAAUCGAGGAAGUGGCGUUCAAUGUCCCCGGCCUUUCAUUGGACUGUUUCAUUCCUCCGUCUGAGCUAAGAUUUGCUUCGGUUAGUGAAGCUUGUGAGCUUCCUCAAGGUCAUAGGGUGAAGAAUAAGCCUGCUGUGGCAGCAGCUACAUACCAUGCCAAAGUCGCGCAGUUACAAAAAUCGCAUGAAAGCAAUAUGAAUAACAUUAACUGGACGGUGGAUGUUUAGCGAAGAAAAAGUUUCGGAACUAGCCUAGUUGUUGUAGGCUUGUAGCUUAAAUAUUUUUGGUUCACUCAAUGACAAAUUACUGCAGGUAAAAUGGUAAAGAUUGCAGCAGGGUUGUCAAAUUUGUAAAUAGAACUGAUCAGGCACAGAUUCUGAAAAGUGAUUUCUAUAACUCUGGGUUUUUUGGUGGAUGAUUAUGCUUAUGCACAUCAAGGUUUGUUUUUUCCACUUCCUUUCAUAACCUAUGGUGUGAAAUUGAGAAUCUGUUGAUUGUUUUAUAAGCUAUAAUUCCUGUAGGUGUUUUUUCAUAUGUGAAAGCAUUCUACCAUGAUGCUUGAAGAUCAAUUAUAACCUAGAUUUCGUUGCUGCAAAGCUUAGGCUUUGAGUUUCAAGGCACUAAUAUUGAUCUUGAUGGUGGUAAUUCAAGGAAAAUUCUCCAUCUCUGAAGAAACUAAUGAAGAAUAUAUGAAUGUAUUUAAUGCUGGUGUAAGUACUAAGUAGGAGCUAAAUUGUUUCUAGAUCUAGCAUCUUAAUGCUUUUUAAAAGGACACAUAAAUGGACAAUUUGUUACAAUUGUCACAAGCUUGUAACAAAUUAACAAUAUUAUGUAAUGUAAUUGCAACUAUUGUUACAGGUAUUUCAAGAUUUGCUGCAUUGUUAGAA
Messenger RNA from Cicer arietinum (chickpea), 2298 nucleotides. RefSeq lists its product as uncharacterized. The record is from RefSeq and is a predicted model, not a curated record. NCBI's taxonomy places the organism in Eukaryota, Viridiplantae, Streptophyta, Magnoliopsida, Fabales, Fabaceae.